Nicotiana attenuata is the source of this 528-nucleotide messenger RNA. RefSeq lists its product as uncharacterized. The record is from RefSeq and is a predicted model, not a curated record. Bases 1 to 528 code for a protein of 175 amino acids. Lineage: Eukaryota; Viridiplantae; Streptophyta; Magnoliopsida; Solanales; Solanaceae. The transcript has 2 exons.
AUGCUGAACCAGGGAUACCUGAAAGAACUGCUCAGCGAUAAGGGAAAGGCCAACUUCGCCAGAGGGCGCGACCCAUCUCAAGGACCACCAAGGCCACCGUCGCCGGCACAUGUGAAGAGAAUUAUAGUAGAUGAUGGAAGCGGCGCGUGUAUUAUCCACCCGAGAGUUCUCAUGCGAAUGAAGCUCAAGGAUAAGAUAAUACCACGUUGCAUAACACUAACGGGUUUUAAUAAUGCAGUAGAGCGGACAUCUAGAGAAAUAGCAUUACCAGUCCUGGCUGGGGGAGUCACGCUGGAAACUACAUUCCACGUCAUGGACCAGGAAACCGCCUAUAAUGCCAUCAUAGGAUGCCCAUGGAUACACGCCAUGCGAGCCAUCCCCUCAAGCUUCUAUCAGGUAAUCAAGUUUCCCACCCCGUGGGGAAUUUUCAGCAUUCGAGGCGAGCCGCGCACCGCCCAGGAAUGCUACCGGAUCGCCCAAGAUUGCACGCAUACCAAGCAGUUAAAAGGGGCAAGCGCGGAGUCAUAG